Paracoccidioides lutzii Pb01 is the source of this 468-nucleotide messenger RNA. Its product is annotated as 40S ribosomal protein S18. The record is from RefSeq and is a predicted model, not a curated record. Bases 1 to 468 code for a protein of 155 amino acids. The transcript is spliced from 3 exons. Gene Ontology annotation, biological process: translation. Gene Ontology annotation, cellular component: cytosol; small ribosomal subunit; ribosome. Gene Ontology annotation, molecular function: RNA binding; structural constituent of ribosome.
AUGUCGCUCGUGUCCGGUGAGAAGACGAACUUUCAGUUCAUCCUCCGUCUUCUCAACACCAACGUCGAUGGCAAGCAAAAGAUCAUGUAUGCCUUGACGAAGAUCAAGGGAGUUGGGCGCCGAUAUUCCAACUUGGUCUGCAAGAAGGCUGAUGUCGAUUUGAAUAAGCGCGCCGGAGAAAUCACCACCGAAGAACUCGAGCGCAUCGUCACCAUCAUCCAGAACCCCACCCAAUACAAGAUCCCCACCUGGUUCCUCAACAGACAGCGCGACAUCACCGACGGCAAGGACACACAGGUUCUUGCUAACCAGAUGGAGUCCAAGCUUCGCGAGGAUCUGGAGCGUUUGAAGAAAAUCCGCGCCCACCGCGGUCUGCGUCACUACUGGGGUCUCAGAGUCCGUGGUCAGCACACCAAGACUACUGGUCGGAGAGGGCGCACUGUCGGUGUCAGCAAGAAGAAGGGUUAA